Molecule: messenger RNA, 2610 nt
Organism: Australozyma saopauloensis
Lineage: Eukaryota; Fungi; Ascomycota; Pichiomycetes; Serinales; Metschnikowiaceae
Gene: IML2
Product: Iml2p
Exons: 1
Coding region: 1-2610 (869 amino acids)
Cellular component (GO): mitochondrial outer membrane; nucleus; cytosol
Molecular function (GO): protein binding
Source: RefSeq, a predicted model, not a curated record
AUGCUCAAGAGCUUGAGGAAUAAAGCACUGCUUCUCUCCAUUUCGUCGCUGCCCGCACCACCGGCGUCCGACCCAAAAACGCAUCAAAAGGUUCUUCUGCAAGUCCAUGAUUUCGAAAUUGCGCUCCAGGCAAUGGACUUGUUGCUUGACGACAGGAACCAGGAGGGAACAGAACUCUUGAAGUCAAAGCACAAAGAGCACUCGCAGAACUGCGAUGAUCCCGGCGCCAUUUUCCCUUUGGCAAUGGGUGUGAUGCAAUUUAUCGAAGCCACCUUGGGCUUCGAAACGGAGGUCAUGAGCAGGGCUCAUAAGACUCUCUCCGACGCUGAGGAAGCGUCGUUGUCGCACUCAAAACACAACCAAAAAAAAAACAUCAGCACGUCGCACAUAUAUCCGCCCGGCACAGAGUUCCAGGUGACAUAUGCUGAGCUGACUCUUCUCAAUGCAUUGAUUAUGCUCUUACAAGAGAAUAAUGGAAUGGUCGAGCAAGCUAAGGCACUCAUGAAGUUGCGUCGUGCGUAUCAGAUCCUCGAUUCGACAUACCGCAAAAUCAAGGAGCUGGAGCCUCUUUUCAAUAAGAAUUUGGCCAAGUUCAGAAAACAGGCGCUCAACUCGUCUGUCAGCUCGGUCGACCUUCCUGGAUUCGAGCUUCCGACCAGUGCUUCGUCAACCUCUCUUCCUGAGGAAAUCAGUCUCAUGAAGAAUUUGGAGCAGGUCUACCAAAUGCGUAAGAGACGUAUUGAAGGCAUCAGCGCGAGCCAGGCUGGAUCCCAGGUGAAUUUUUUCAGGGACGAUCUGUCUUCAUACAACGCCAACGCUCGCCUGGUAAGCUCAUUAAACCCUGCUUCGAAUAUUUCUCGAACUGCAACGAACCCAUCUGCAAACGCUUCUUUUGCUAAUGAGAAAACCAUCAUCCAGAACACUCCGCCAGAGCUAAAAUCUUCCGAACCAGAAGCAGAUGAAGAUUUCUCAGACGCGAAUGAUAGUUUUGAGUCCGCCGAAAAUGAAAAGACUGAUUUUCACAAGACGAGUGGAAUUGACGAAGCUUCAAUCAAAAUUAAUAUCUCUAGAGCUGGAACUCCCUUGAAAGAGGGCUACUCCGAAUCCAUUGUCUCCUCCGAGACCAGCACCAGCCACUCCGUGGCUGCAGACUCGCAUUUGCAUGUAUCAACUAUUGAUGAGUUCAUUCAUUCCGGUGUUCAGCUCUGCUUUGGAAUCUUGCAGGUUGUCUUGUCCCUCAUUCCUCCUACUAUUGGUAGAGUCUUGUCAAUUGUUGGCUUCAAAGGCAACAGAAUGGUCGGGUUGAAGAUGCUUUGGCGUACCAGUAUUACCGCUAGAAAUAUCCAUGGAGAUUUAGCAUUGCUUUGUCUCUUGGUGUUUUACGAUGGUCCAAUGCAAUUCAUUGAUACCGGUUUCCAAUUGCCCGGUCAUGACGAUGCCUCUGUUUCAAGUAUCUUAGACAUCUCAGAUCGUUCCACUAUUUCUGAGGCUCAGCUCGAGAUUGUCGUGAAAAAUCCCAGCUUGUAUACUCCACAACUACUCAGAAAGGCUCGGAUGCUCUUUCCACACAACGCAUUAUGGCUACUUCAAGAGGGCCGUAUGUUAGCUGCACAAGGGCAGAUGGAAGAGGCCGUGAAGUCAAUGCAGUCUUUUACUGAUGACCCUUCGACUGAGAUUAGAAUGGAACAAGUUGAAUCUUUGCUUACUUUUGACAGAGCUAUGUUUUAUGCAUUCAUCCACGACUAUGACAACGCUGCCCGUGAUUUUUGCAGAUUAUUGGAAAUCAGUUCUUGGUCCCCUGCCGUUUACUUGUUCAUGGCAGGUUCUUGCUAUUUGGAGAAAUGGAGAAUGAUCAAAAGCGAUGUCAUUCAAUAUGCAUCUGAAGAUGAGAAACAUACCCAGCUUGAGUUUUACGCAGAAAAGGCGGACCAUUACUUGAAGUUAGCUCCAACAUAUGUCGCUGGACACGGCGACAAUGCUCCUAAAAAAGGAGGUAUAGGCGGAAGCAAUAAGCAGAUGCCUUUUGAUAAGUUCGUAUUGAGAAAGACGAAGCAAAUUGAGACUCGCCAGCAGACCACGAAACUUCUGUACAUAGAAUGUGUGGGAACUUCAUUGAUUCAUGAACUCGUUUACUUCUGGAACGGGUACAACAGAAUGCCAACUAAAGACGUGGAGUUGUCGAAUCGUAUGUUGAAGUUCUCGGCAGGUCCACAUGCAAAGUUUGAAGAAACGAUGGAUGAAGCAAUGACAAGAAUCUUUUUCCAGAGUGUUUGUCUUGGCAAGCUCGGAAACGUUCAAGCCGGUAUCGAUCUUUUGGAGACGGAAGUGAUGUCCAAAUAUAUCACUCAAGAUGUCCCAGGCACUCCUCUCAAGUUUACCAAAAUGACAUACUCACCAUACUUGUACCCAACUGCAUUGUAUGAGCGUGCAAUUUUUGCUUGGAAGCAAGACUACCAAACAAAUAGCGCUCAUGCCAUACAAGAGAGUCUUUCUUGGCUUAAGAAGGCUGAGACUGUCAGUGAUAUUGGGGAUUACGAAUUGAGUAACAGAACCAGCAUGAGAAUCAAAGCAGCAUCGGAAAGAUUAGAACAAGUCGGAGAACUUUUGUGA